AUGGUCAGGAAGUUGAAGUAUCAUGAGGAGAAGUUGAUGAAAAAGACCGACUUUAUCAACUGGAAGUUGGAUAAUGGACCCUUGAAAGCCGCAAUUAUGAGAAAAUAUUUCAUUCACAGUGAAAAGGAGUAUGGAAGUUAUCUACAAGUUUCCUAUGCUAUUGUAGCUCUUGCGAAAUCGAUUGCAAAGCUGCCCAAAACGGACGAAUUCAGAAUGGUUUUGACUCGAAGACUUUGUGACGCAUUAUUUGACUUGGGUGUUAUCGACUUGAAGGAACAAGGUCUUUCCGCAUUGGACAAGUUAACAGCGUCAAGUUUUGCUGAGCGCCGUCUUGCCGUGAUUAUGCAGCGCCGUAAAAUGGUAGACACUAUUCAAAUGGGAGACACGAUGAUCACCCACGGCCACGUCAAAGUAGGUCCGGACAUCAUCCGAAACCCCGCGUUUUUGAUAUCUCGAACAAAAGAGGAUUAUGUCAGUUGGGAUGAUCAGUCGAAGAUGAGAAAGAAGAUCAACGAAUUCAAUGACGCCGUUGAUGACUAUGAUAUUGAAGACGCUUAA
Molecule: messenger RNA, 558 nt
Organism: Entamoeba invadens IP1
Lineage: Eukaryota; Evosea; Mastigamoebida; Endamoebidae
Product: U3 small nucleolar ribonucleoprotein IMP3, putative
Exons: 2
Coding region: 1-558 (185 amino acids)
Biological process (GO): rRNA processing
Cellular component (GO): small-subunit processome; small ribosomal subunit; Mpp10 complex
Molecular function (GO): snoRNA binding; structural constituent of ribosome; rRNA binding
Source: RefSeq, a predicted model, not a curated record